UAAAUCGAUAAUUAAAUAUUCCAAGAUGGCCGACCCUUCGAAGUGUUUACACCACUUACACGUGCUGCAGCGACUUCAUAAUGCUUUAAAUAUGGGAGGUUUCCCAUCGUUUGUCCUAAAGCCGUUACAGAUUAAAUGUUUUGAGCACAUACUAAACGGAUUUGACGUCGUUGCUGUUUUACCAACUGGCUUUGGCAAAUCUCUUCUGUUUCAACUUCUGCCAAAUUUCUUGCCGACCAAAGCUGACAAAAAUAUCGUUAUUGUUGUCUGUCCUUUAAACGCAAUCAUCGAGGACCAGUUAAAGGUUGCUAAGAACAUCGGUAUUGAGGCAGAAGUUCUCCAGCUUGUUGAUCAUCGUAUGAAAGUAGCGGAAAGCUUGUUUAAAUCGGAUGAAAUGACUGCAGAAAGUGAUGAUGUAGGUGUACUUUUAAGCGACAAGAUGUUAAAUGGCGAUGUUCAACUUCUUUUUACCCACCCGGAAGCCUUAUUAAGUGAGAAAGGAAGAAAUCUAAUGAAAAGUACAGUGUUUCAAAGAAAUGUUGUCGCGUGUGUUGUAGAUGAAGCACAUUGCGUGGAAAUGUGGGGUGAUGAAUUCAGAAAAGAUUUUGGAAAUUUGUCCAUUGUCCGUGCCUUCUUUCCAAAAACUCCAUUUCUUGCACUCACAGCAACAGCACCACCACAUAUGUUGAGCAACCUAAAAAAUAGCAUGAAUUUCAACAGCUCUUGCAAAGAUGUGUCAGCUAACCCAAAUCGUAGAAAUAUAUUUCUUCAAAAGAAGAUGCGAACGAGCAAUCAGCAUAUAUAUGAAAGUUAUAGUAAUAUCCUGCUACCUAUUGCUAAUCAAUUGUCUGUUGAACUGGAAAGUUACCCCAUGACAGUGAUAUACAUGAAACUCAAAUACUGUGGUUAUGCAUAUGGGUUGUUUGAAAGAGUGUUAAAGGAGAAACAAUAUGUGGGGGAAUCUAAGGAUUCAGUUGCGAGAUUGUUUGCACAGUUCCAUGCACCCCAAACAAAUGAAAUGAAAAAGACUAUCAUAUCAGAAGUUAAGAAACAAAACUCACGGAUAAGAGUUAUAUUUGCUACAUCAGCCCUUGGAAUGGGAGUUAAUGCACCAAAUAUAGUGCAUGUUAUUCACAUUACACCUCCAAGUAGCAUUGAAUCCUAUGUCCAAGAAAUUGGCCGUGCUGGUCGUUCAGGUCAUUUGGCAAGUGCAACAUUAUAUUAUAACAAUUCAGACGUAUCAGACAAUGUGAAACACGUAGAUAAAUCCAUGAAAGAAUACUGCUUAUCACAAGAGACCUGCCUUCGGCAACUUCUUCUGAAUUACUUGGGAUUUUCAUGUGUUACACAAGAGAGAUGCUGUUGUGUUUGUGAAGAGUCAUAUCCAACAGCUAUCUGCAAUGAAUCCAUGCAAAUUAGAGAAAAGGUGAGAUUUUUACCAACUACCAAUAUAGUCAUUUUGGAAAAACUCAUUCUAAAGGAACUCUAUCAAAAUGGGGUUGACUGCAGCAAAAGUCCAAGUUUGAUGCUCAUGGAAUCUCAAAUUCCAUGCUGCGAAAACAGUCUAAAAAAGAUCAUGACUGAAAUUGAGUACAUUGGAGUAGAGACAGAUCUUCUAGAUACUUGUGGUAUCUGGAAUGAAGAGUGCUCUUCCAAAGUUUUUUCUCUCAUAUCAACAUAUGCCCCUUUAAGAUAAGGCAUUCAAAUUUUUCUGAAGCAAAAAGCCAGCCGAUCUAUCUUAAUAUUACAAAAUUGCAUUUUUAAUCAAAUAAUUCACACACAAUAGUGUGUUGAAGUUAGUUAUCACGUUUUAUACACCUUGCAUAGAUAAAUGUAUAUUUUUGUUACUUUUCUGCCUUACUGCCACUGACCUUGAUCCAGGUAGAAGUAUAAUUUUAAUGUGACAUCAACAGAUAAAAUAUUUGCAAGGCCUAACUUUUGCUAUAAAAUAAUAUAAAAAUGCACUAAAUGAAAGUCUGAAAUUACAUUUCCGUUAAUAAUAAUAUAUUACAUUAUGAUAGGAAAACAACAAGACAAUCAGUCCUUUGACUGCAUGAAGCGAACUUCUCAAUGUUUCAGUGUAAGGGCUUGUAUAUAAUUUUAGGCAGUUGGACGGCUAAUUGUCUUGUACUGUUAAAGAAUAUUGGAAGUAUUUACCAUUAUCGCUUCAG
Messenger RNA from Dendronephthya gigantea, 2171 nucleotides. RefSeq names its product ATP-dependent DNA helicase Q1-like. Gene Ontology annotation, cellular component: chromosome; nucleus; cytoplasm. Gene Ontology annotation, biological process: double-strand break repair via homologous recombination; telomere maintenance. The transcript is spliced from 2 exons. Bases 26 to 1696 code for a protein of 556 amino acids. Lineage: Eukaryota; Metazoa; Cnidaria; Anthozoa; Malacalcyonacea; Nephtheidae. Gene Ontology annotation, molecular function: 3'-5' DNA helicase activity; ATP binding; four-way junction helicase activity. The record is from RefSeq and is a predicted model, not a curated record.